GCAGAGUUUGAUGCUCGAGUGGCACGUCGGACGCGACCUGCCCCGCCAGUGACCGCCACAGACCAAUCGGCCAGCUGAUUCGAGUUCGCGGGGAUGCGCGAGCCCCGGGGCUGAACGGUUCAAGAGACCCCGCUAGUCAUGUGAUCGAUCUGCUGGUCCAGAGAUCAAGGGAAGAUGGCCAGCAGACGCAGUUUGUCGCCCCCGGCCCGCAGGAGCCUGGCGCCCUUUCUCAAGCGAAGUCCCUCGAUGGACCCGCAGUGGGGCGCCGUCCUCACCUCCCCCAGGGCCAAACCGAUCUUGCCCUACUGCACAAGUCCAAGCCAGCUUGAGAGCAUAAUCUUUGAUGCAGAGGAAACAUCAGACAGUCCAUUUUCGGAACUACUGCAAAACCAGCCCGCGGCUGCAACCUCCAUGAGUGGAAGGACCGUCAAGCAGUAUGAGGAGGAGCUGCGAAUCCUCAAAAAGGAGAAUUUUAACCUCAAGUUGCGCAUCUACUUCCUGGAAGAGCGGAUGCAGAAACUGGGCAAACCCUUGAGUGAUGGAGAUGGGGCAGAGAAAAAGCUCAUUGAGCUUAAGGUUCAAAUGGAAACUUUGCGGCGGGAGAUGCAGUCAAAGCAGGUUUUGCUUGCCCAAGCUGGCAAAGCCAUUGAAAUGAUGGAAGAGCAGCACAACUCUGAAAUGGAGAAGCUGCGCAAAGAGUUGGAAAGCCGUCCUGUGUCCAACGGCCACCCAAAGCCGAUGGAAAACUCAAUGGCUCUGUAUGCAGACGCCUUCGACCUGCCCAGCUCAUUCCUUAUGCCUCCACCACCUCCUCCUGGAAGAGGUUCAAAAGUGGAGAAACAGGAUCCUGAAGUAGUAGAAUCACUGCAACUCCAAAUCAACGACCUCGAACAAAAGUUGCAGAAUGUAUCUGAAGAACUUGUUUCAAGUCAGGAACGAGAACGGCGACUGAACGAAGCGCUGGAAUCGAAAGCUCCCGAAAUUCAAAUCAAGGUCCAAGAGCUUUGCUUCAAGGACAAGCUUCUGGAGGAUCAGAGGAGAAUCAUUGUGGAAAUCCAAAUCAGGCUGGACGAGAAACUGAAGGAACUCGAAAGCCUGAGGCAAUCCUUGGACAGUCAGCAAACAGUUAUUUCCCAAAUGGAAGCUGACCACCAGAUGUUGAGUAAAAAACUUGUCGAAUCUGAAGAAAAGCAAAAGAAAUCGAUGAAGGUCGUGCAGACGUUGGUCACCAAAAACAAAGAGUUACAUAACCAAAUCACAACCAUCCAGGAGAAGUAUAAGAAUUUGAGUCCAGACCAAAUUGGUCAGAUGCAUCAAGAAGAGAACGAGCAUCUGUGGACCGAACUCGAAUGCCAGCGGAAGCAAGUGGAAAAACUGACCAAAGAAAACUCCGAACUGCUGAGAGAGAAAGCUGCCACUGAAGCAGAGUUGCAUGCGGAAAUAUCUGAUUUGCAGUUGCAGCUUGAGAGGGCCCAGAGGAAGACUUCAGUCAUUCCUUCCGAGGUUGGAGGCACAGCUAUAAUGAUGAUGAGUCGCUUGGAUGAACUUGCUGCAUUUUUGGCCACCCUUCUUCGACGACCCCACUUGCUCAGCGCUUUUUCUGCUGCAAACAGGGCCAGCCUUCUCCAACUUGUGGAAAACAGUUUGGGAAAUGCUCGGCAGAAAUGCACAACUCUCUCUAUGUCCUGGAUGACCGAACACACCUUAGACCAUGACAUGACCAACCUCAGCAGUGCUGGACACGAAGAAUCUCUGAUCAACCAGAUCCAAGCCUUCCUGAAGGGUCCGGAGCAGCAAGAAUUCCUCCAGGAGGUUGAAGCUCGCAAGGACAGGACUGCUGACCUGUGGCCAGUCAGCAUAUCAAGUGAUCUGGAUUCCGGAAAAGAAAUCGAACUUGCAAGGUGGAGUUUGGAGAAAAGCAAAGUGCAGCCUCCACCAAGGCCCCCUCGAAAGCACGAAAUCGAAGAACAAGACGAGGAGGAUGAGGAAAUUGGCAGCGGAGCAACUGCCGUGGAGAGAAAGGCUCGUGGAAACCACUCUGAAUCAGAGGCUUGGUCUGAGCCUGACCGAACUGUGUCCCUCGCCAGGAUAGGACUGCCCGAGAACAAGACUCCAGUCAACCAGGGAGUCUCCUCACCAGCCUCCUCAGAACAGGACCACUCUCCUAAAACACCUGGCAAAAAAGCAUCUUACAAGAAGCUGGUCCACCGACUUCAUGCCACUGAACAAAUCAACGAAGCUUUGUUAGCCGAAGUUAGUGGAUACAAGACUCUUUUAAAAACUCACAACAGUGAUGUUAUUGCCUGUUCACCAUCAUAUCCUCUUCAACAGUCCAUGGGUCUAUCUGUGACUACUGAAAUGAUCCAGGAAUUAGAAUUCCAACGCUCAAGACUGGAGAAGAUGCUGCAUCAAAACGAAGCUAUGAGACAGCAGCUGGAAGUUACAGCUUGUGUUGCCAAGGCAAAGGAGGGGAUCUCAGUGUAUAUUCGAAGACUGACUGAAGCGCAGGAGAAGCUCGAGAAAGCUAACAUCAAAAUCUCGGAACUCGAGAAUUUGCUUGGUGACGCCACAACACGCAUCAGGCAUUUGGAAAGCCAACUCUCGGAGCGCGACCAACUGCACUCUCAGCUCCAGAAAGUGCAACACGAAACUCAAGAGGCCUUGGCCAGUAUGGAAAAAGCCAAGGCCACCAUGCAGGAGGAAAUCCUGCAAACCCGCAAAAUGUGCCAGCAGCUUGAGACCAAAGCUCUCGAGGCCACCAGCAAGUGCCAACACAUGGAGGAAGCGUCAAAGAAGGACAUCGAGCGUUGUGAGAUUUUGGCACACCAAGUGGAGGAGGCCCAGCAGCACUGCCAACUGCUUACCCACCAGAUCCACCAACUGGAGGCCUCAAAGUCCACAGCCAACCACUCGACGGCUCCGUCCAGUCUCGUCCACCUUUCGGACAGCGACGAAAUCUUCAACGGGACCGGUUCGGUUCCAUCCAGCACAGAGGCCACUCAAAGACACACCCUUUCAAGUCCGGAUUUAGGCAUCGACAGUGACACUGGCCGCUGCAUAAAUGAAAUCAAGGAGGACGAGAAGAGCCGACUGAACCACGAAAACAGACACCUCAAGCAGAGACUGGCUCUGAGCCAACGAAUCAUUGAAAAUUGUCUGGAGACGCUCAACAAGAAAAACCGGGACCGACUGAAGGUCCAGGCCUCAAUGGAGGAGCAGCUGCUGCGUACCGAGGAGGUGCUCCAGAAGGCCUCCCACAAUCUCAAAAUGUUGCCAAGUGUGCCCAAAACGCCGUGAAGUACAACACGUCUGAUAUGAGUUGUCCUCUGUUGUCUACUUAAUUAAUUUGUUUUAAGACGUUGUUUUGCACUUGGUUUUUUUACAAUCUUUCCUCACAUUAUGUUGACAAUUUCUUGACUUUAGUUAUAUGAAACCUUUUGUUUUGAUACAUUCGUACCAAUGACAAUUGGUGGCAUUGUUUUUUGGAACAUUUAAAUGUACUUACCCGGUUCUUAUUCCCCUGGGUAAUGAAAAUUUUGGAUUUCAAUGUUGUUUGUUUAGCAAGAGUAUUAAUUAAUUUCCAAGUAAUUAUAUGCAGAUGAGAUGUUGUGUCCUAAGAAAAAAAAAUUAAAUUGCAAGUGUGCCUGAAAGAGAUCAGGGGGUAUUUUACGACGCUUGCCUUUUUAUAUGAAAGAAAGACAACUCUGGUAUUUUUAUGGAAGUUGAACUCCCUUUGCCAUGUAUUUCUAUCAAUGUGAUACGUAAUGACUACUGAUUAGUACGAAUUGUAUAAUAUGAUGAUGUAAAGUAAUGACUUUGACGACUUCUUAACAAUAAAAGAGUUAUUUGUAGGUAUAAAAUGA
Molecule: messenger RNA, 3863 nt
Organism: Neocloeon triangulifer
Lineage: Eukaryota; Metazoa; Arthropoda; Insecta; Ephemeroptera; Baetidae
Gene: cnn
Product: centrosomin
Exons: 10
Coding region: 175-3297 (1040 amino acids)
Biological process (GO): microtubule bundle formation; centriole replication; regulation of mitotic cell cycle spindle assembly checkpoint
Cellular component (GO): microtubule plus-end; perinuclear region of cytoplasm; pericentriolar material
Molecular function (GO): transcription cis-regulatory region binding; protein kinase binding; calmodulin binding
Source: RefSeq, a predicted model, not a curated record